Messenger RNA from Zygotorulaspora mrakii, 1503 nucleotides. It is a transcript of the gene MCH1, whose product is annotated as Mch1p. Gene Ontology annotation, biological process: transmembrane transport. Bases 1 to 1503 code for a protein of 500 amino acids. The transcript has a single exon. Gene Ontology annotation, cellular component: membrane. The record is from RefSeq and is a predicted model, not a curated record. Gene Ontology annotation, molecular function: transmembrane transporter activity. Lineage: Eukaryota; Fungi; Ascomycota; Saccharomycetes; Saccharomycetales; Saccharomycetaceae.
AUGAAGAUCAGAAAAACUAAAAAAAAAAAAAAUGAGAUACAUGCUAAGUCCCUUGGGAAACACAGGUCGCGCAGCAAACCUCAAGAUAUGGCCCUUUCACAGGUGGAGCAUUACCUCACGUAUCAUGUUCGUCAAUUGCUACCACAUGUACUUUCCAAACGAUCUUCGAAGCAUGUAGCGUACGUUUUCUCUCUGUUGUCGGCUGUUUCUUCGGGCUUUAUUGUGAUGAUUUCAUUGUAUUCAGAUUCGUGGGAAAAACAGUUGCACUAUUCAGCAUGGCAAAUUAACAUGAUCGCCAGUCUUGCUAAUUUAGGAAUGUAUUUAACUCCUCCUAUUUUAGGAUUCCUUGCGGACACCCAUGGGCCAAUUACGUUAAGUGCCCUAGGAAUCAUUGGCUUCAUUCCAAGUUACUCGUACGUUGCAUAUAUUUUUAAUCACCCAGCACUAUCCAACGAUCAUACAUUUCAUUUAAUUUUAAUGAGUUUCACUGUGAUGGGUGUUUCAACAAGUUCUUUGUAUUUUAGUGCUCUGAUUACGUGUGCAAAAUUAUACCCCGAUAAAAGAACUCUAUCAAUUAGCUUGCCAACAACUUGUUACGGGUUAUCAUCAUUUUUGGGCUCACAGCUACUGAACCUGCCAUUCUUCUGGUCGACUAAUGGCGAUUCUACAUUUCUAAAUCUAGGACGCGUUUUCAAUACUUUUGCAUGUGUUUACGCAGUUGUUGGCUUACUGGCUUGGAUCGCAACAAGCACUGUUUCUAUGUUCAAACACGCAGCUAUGUCUCAGCAAGAAUCAUGUAGAAAUGGAAAUGAAGAUAUGGAUCAAAAUGAAAAUGACCCUCUUAUAGCUGUAGAGCCGGUUCAGGAGCGAUUAGCCCAAAAACAAUUCUUCAAAGAUCCAGUUGCCUUGUUUGUGGGAAUAUCUAUGAUACUUUCAUUAGGUCCAUCCGAAAUGUUCCUAGCCAACAUGGGAUCGCUAACAAAGCUAUUAGUAGGCGAAAACGCUGUCUUAUCAAGUCGACUGUUGUCAGUGUACGCAGUACUAAAUACCGUUACAAGACUAUCUUCUGGUUUUAUUACUGAUUUUUUGGCAACAAGAGAUAUAUCGCCAAAAUGGAUACUUAUCUCGUUACUAUCACUUUCACUAAUGGCUCAAUUCCUGAUAACCAAUUUCUCGUUAUCAACAACUGUUGUUUCACCACUCAAGAUACUACUUAUAGGUGCAAUGAUGGGUACGGUUUACGGUGGCUUAUUCACUGCAUAUCCUGUAAUAAUCUUAGCCAUGUGGGGUGACAAACUUUUCGGUACUGCCUACGGCAGUAUGAUGAUUGCCCCAGCAAUCGGUUCCGUCGUAUCUUGUAUGGCAUACGCUGAUAUUUUUGAUAGUAAAUGUGUGACAGAAGACACUAAUGCUACUUCCUGCAUCGCACCAGUGUUUGAGAUAACAUCCGCUCAACUAAUAAUAUGCAUACUCGUUACCGUCGUCGUGCUGAGAAGACACUAA